Molecule: messenger RNA, 2839 nt
Organism: Megalops cyprinoides (Indo-Pacific tarpon)
Lineage: Eukaryota; Metazoa; Chordata; Actinopteri; Elopiformes; Megalopidae
Product: prolyl endopeptidase
Exons: 15
Coding region: 4-2133 (709 amino acids)
Biological process (GO): proteolysis
Cellular component (GO): cytosol
Molecular function (GO): serine-type endopeptidase activity; oligopeptidase activity
Source: RefSeq, a predicted model, not a curated record
AAAAUGCCUUUCCAGUACCCGCACGCAUACCGCGACGAGUCAGUAGUUGAUGACUACCAUGGUCAGAAGAUACCUGACCCCUAUAGCUGGCUGGAAGACCCUGACAGUGAAAAGACACAGGCUUUUGUGAAUGCCCAGAACCAGGUGACUGUGCCUUUUCUGGAGGGCUGUGAGGUCCGGGACCUCUUCAAGGAGCGCAUGACGGAGCUCUACGACUACCCGAAAUACAGCUGCCCCUUUAAGAGAGGAAGCCGGUACUUCCAUUUCUACAAUACGGGCCUCCAGAACCAGAGUGUGAUGUACGUCCAGCAGACGCUGGAGGCAGAGCCCACAGUCUUCCUGGACCCAAACACCUUUUCAGAGGAUGGCACGGUGGCUUUGAGAGGUUACGCGUUCUCGGAGGACGGCGAGUUCCUGGCCUACGGGAUCAGCGCCAGCGGCUCUGACUGGGUGGAGAUCCGCUUCCUGCGGGUGGAGGGGGCGGUGGAGCUGGAGGACAGGCUGGAGAGAGUCAAGUUCAGCUGCAUGUCCUGGACCCACGACGGGAAGGGCCUCUUCUACAAUUCGUACCCCACGCAGGAAGGCAAGAGCGACGGCACGGAGACGUCCACAAAUCUGCAUCAGAAGCUCUAUUACCACGUUUUGGGCACCCCCCAGUCACAGGACAUCCUCUGUGCUGAGUUCCCCGACCACCCCAAGUGGAUGAGUGGGGCUGAGGUUUCGGAUGACGGACGCUAUGUGCUGCUGUCCAUCCAUGAGGGGUGUGACCCGGUGAACCGGCUGUGGUACUGCGACCUCCAGGACGUCCCCCAGGGGAUCACAGGGCUGUUGCCGUGGGUGAAGCUGAUUGACAACUUCGACGCGGAGUACGAGUAUGUGACGAACGAGGGGUCUGUCUUCACGUUUAAGACCAACCUCAACGCCCCGCGGUAUCGCCUCAUCACCAUCGACUUUGCGCACCCUGACACGGCCAACUGGAAAGAGCUGAUCCCCCAGCAUGACAAGGAUGUCAUCGUUUUUGCCACCUGCUCGUACGCCACCUGCCUCUUCGUCUGCUUCCUGCAUGACGUGAAGAACGUGCUGAAGAUGUACCGGCUGGAGACCGGGGUGGAGCUCCGCACCUUCCCCUUGGACGUCGGCUCCGUGGUGGGCUUCACCGGGCGCAAGAAGGACUCGGAAAUCUUCUACUGCUUCACCUCUUUCCUCUCUCCAGCCAUCAUCUAUCACUGCGACCUCACCAAGGAGCCGCUGGAGCCGCACGUGUUCCGCGAAGUCACCGUCAAAGGGUUCAACCCCGGCGACUACCAGACGACACAGGUGUUCUACCCUAGUCCAGAUGGCACACAAAUCCCCAUGUUCAUCGUUCACAAGAAGGGCAUCAAACUGGAUGGCUCCCACCCUGCAUUCCUCUAUGGAUAUGGAGGAUUCAACAUAUCCAUCACACCUAGCUACAGUGUUUCUCGGCUCAUCUUUGUGAGACACCUGGGUGGAGUCUUGGCAGUAGCUAACAUCCGUGGAGGAGGAGAAUACGGAGAAACCUGGCACAAAGGGGGAAUGUUGGCUAACAAACAGAACUGCUUCACGGAUUUCCAGUGUGCAGCUGAAUACCUCAUCAAAGAGGGAUACACCUCCCCCUCCAAACUCACCAUCAACGGCGGCUCCAACGGAGGCCUGCUCGUAGCUGCUUGUGUGAACCAGCGCCCGGACCUCUUUGGCUGUGCGGUGGCACAGGUGGGAGUAAUGGACAUGCUCAAAUUCCACAAGUUCACCAUCGGCCACGCCUGGACCACCGACUUCGGCUGCUCCGAGAUCAAGGAACAGUUCGACUGGCUCAUCAAGUACUCCCCGCUCCACAACAUCCAGGUCCCACAAGGCGACGGCGUCCAGUACCCGGCGAUCCUCCUGCUCACCGGCGACCACGACGAUCGCGUGGUGCCGCUGCACUCUCUGAAGUACAUUGCCACGCUGCAGCACAUGGUGGGCCGCUCCCCGAAGCAGACCAACCCCCUCUUCAUCUACGUGGACACCAAGUCGGGCCACGGAGCGGGCAAGCCCACCAGCAAGGUCAUCCAGGAGGUGGCGGACACAUACGCCUUCAUCGCCCGCUGUCUCAGCAUCCCCUGGGUCAAAUAAGAGCUCUGUCCCUCUGCUCUGUUUGUGUCCUCCACUGUCUUUCUCCACACCUGACUCUCCUCCAUCCGUCUCCACCCCUCUCCACUGUUCCUCCCUCCUUUUCUGUCCCACUAUUCUUCCUUUCCGUCUCUCUGUCUUUCUCUCUCUCCCUCUCUCACAGGCACAGAAACGGUUUGGGUUGCAGUUAGACAUCACAGUUGGACACUCAUUCAGGACUUCAUCUCAGUCCCUGCUUUUCCUCCUAAUCGAAAAUUGGGUCCCAUUGUAAAGUUAGAGUUCUGCCUCUUCAUUGUUGUUGACAUUUCUCUUGUCCCAGUUAACGAGCAGAAGCGCUCCUCUGAAGCAGGGCGGAGACCCAGGUCUCCUCACCCAGACCUUGUGACCUCUCCUAGCAUAUUGCUCAUGCGCCCAGCAUGUCCAUUUCAUUGCCUCACACUGUGCUCUUACUGGCAUACCUCUCUGCCUCAGCACCGUAAGCAGUGUUUCAUUGUAGAAUCCCACCUAGAUUUCUUUCAGACAUGUGUGUCUGCACAUGUUAAAUGAUAUAGAUGCAUGUUACAGCCAGAUAAAAUGCAACGCUAACGCUACGCCAGCCACUGCCUGAGGGUCAGUGUCUGAGAGGUCACUGCAUACGGACGGUAUUUAUUUAUCAUUAAACAAAGGCACAGAAAGCUUGUUGUUCGGUGAUCGUUUCAACCAGAGAGUA